This is a messenger RNA of Cokeromyces recurvatus, 1023 nucleotides long. Its product is annotated as nucleotide-diphospho-sugar transferase. Gene Ontology annotation, biological process: cell wall mannoprotein biosynthetic process; protein N-linked glycosylation. The transcript is spliced from 5 exons. Lineage: Eukaryota; Fungi; Mucoromycota; Mucoromycetes; Mucorales; Mucoraceae. Gene Ontology annotation, molecular function: alpha-1,2-mannosyltransferase activity. Bases 1 to 1023 code for a protein of 340 amino acids. The record is from RefSeq and is a predicted model, not a curated record. Gene Ontology annotation, cellular component: membrane; Golgi apparatus.
AUGUUGACUGAUCCAACUCUACCCCGUGUCAAAGCUGCCUUUGUGGUCUUAGUUAGAAAUAGUGAACUUUAUUCUUUACGAUCCUCUAUGCGUUAUCUUGAAUCUCGUUUUAAUCAUAAAUAUAAUUAUCCGUGGAUUUUUCUCAACGAAGAACCUUUUACAGAGGAAUUUCAAAACUUAACUCGUAUGAUGACGAAGGCUGAUGUUCAAUAUGGGCUUGUCCCUGAAGAACAUUGGAGUUACCCGGACUGGAUUGAUCAAGAGAAAGCUGCUGAAUGCCGUAAAAAUAUGGCUAGUAGAAACAUAGUCUAUGGUGGAAGUGAAAGUUAUCGGCAUAUGUGUAGGUAUCAAUCUGGAUUCUUUAUGUUGCAUCCGUUAUUAGAUAAUCUUGAUUAUUAUUGGCGUGUUGAGCCUGGAGUUAAGUUUUCUUGUGAUAUAGAGUACGAUCCCUUUAGACUAAUGCAAGAAAGAGAUUUAAAGUAUGGAUUUACAAUUGCACUUAAAGAAUAUAGAGCAACAAUACCUACUUUGUGGGAAACCACAAUCACUUAUGCAAGAAGCCAUCCAGAAUAUGUUUAUCCUCGUACUAGGCCGGAUAGUUUAUUAAAGUUAAUCAGUAACGAUAAUGGUUGGUCCUAUAACCUUUGUCAUUUUUGGAGUAAUUUUGAGAUCGCUUCUGUAAAGUUUAUGAGAUCAGAAGGAUAUCAAUCCUACUUUAAAUAUUUAGAUGAAGCUGGUGGGUUUUUUUAUGAAAGAUGGGGAGAUGCACCUGUUCACUCGAUUGCAGUGGCUUUAAUGUUAAAGAAGAGUGAUGUUCAUUGGUUCUAUGAUAUUGGUUAUAAACAUGAUAACUUUGAACACUGUCCUACUGAGCAAGAAUGGUUUGUGAAUAGUAAAUGUUAUUGUAACCCUGGCACUUCCUUUGAUUUUAAUCCUGGUUCGUGUACAAACUUAUUUUUGGAUGUAGUGGGAAAGAGUGCUUCUGAUUUUAUUAUUACAAGACCUGAUGAAAAGGAUUUAUAG